Molecule: messenger RNA, 5006 nt
Organism: Procambarus clarkii (red swamp crayfish)
Lineage: Eukaryota; Metazoa; Arthropoda; Malacostraca; Decapoda; Cambaridae
Product: protein starmaker
Biological process (GO): DNA-templated transcription initiation
Cellular component (GO): RNA polymerase I complex
Source: RefSeq, a predicted model, not a curated record
GGGUGUAUAUAUAAGAACUUGUGUCGACUCACUUAACGCCCUGAGCCUCGGACCAGCAUGUUGGAGCAAAUGUAAACAUUGGAAUAUUGCAAUAGUGCAGUCAUCAGUCAUCGGGAGGAAAACCCUUCAUGCCAACUGCACGUAUCCGAAGAAGAAAUUGCAAUAAACUGUUCUUCAUGCAAAGAGCACGUACCGUAAGGAAGAAUACCAUAUUGCCCAAGGUAACAAAAUGUCUAAGAAAGAUGUCUUGGAAGAGGCCAAAAGGCAGGCAGCUGAGCCAGGAUCGUACAUUAAGAAGGUGGAGAGGGAAUUACCAUUGUGUAUUCACCCUAAGUUCACCCAGGAGAUGAGGAAGGGCGUUUAUCAAGAGCUGGAUGCCUUGUCCAGGCGCUACUCUAAGGUGCUUGGAGGACUAGCCAUGGCUUAUGAAAAUGUACAGCUCGUAUCAUCUCGCGGCUGGCUGUUCAGCACAAAUCCAUUUAUUCACGUUGUUGUCCGUGCUCAAUUUUAUGUGUUUGCUCCAGAAGCUGGUACUGUAAUGGAAGCUGUUGUGAAGAAGAAAACGAAAACUCACAUAGGCUGCUUGGUCCAUGGGAUGUUUAAUGUCUCGAUAUCCAAACCCAUAGGCAGCUCUGUUAAUGGUUGGUGUGGCACCUACGCUCAAGAAGGAGAUUUUGUAAAACUUACCAUCACACAUGUAACUUUCACUACCUUCGUGCCACAUAUCAAGGCUGAAUUCGACCAUGAAAGUGUUCAGAAGCUGAUGAUGAUUUCUACUGGAGAAAAUGAAGACGAUGGUGUUAUUGAUGGCAAUACUUCUGCGACAAAUCGCAUUGUGUUUGAUAGUGACAGUGGUAUAAGUAGCAAUGAAUGCAAACCCUUGAUUAAGAGUGAGAAGAAAAGGAAUAAAGCAAGAUGUCUAGAUUUUAAUGAUGAGGCUCUUGAAGAUGAUACUACAGAUGUAAAGACUCUGAAAAAAGUGAAAGGCCAAAAAAGGAAGAGAUCAGAAGAUAACUUUAAUGGAAGUUACAUAGAUGAUACAGAUGGUGUUAAUCACAAGAAAAAGAAACAAAAAAGGGAUAGCAGUAUGUAUGGAGAUACGAAUAAGACCUUAGAUAUGGAUGUUAAGCAAGAAAAGGAGGGAGGCACAAUGAAUGACAUUGUAGGGGAUAAUGUUGAGUCUGUUGCAGAAUUCAAAGACACCAAUCAUAAAAAGAGUAAAAAGAAGAGAAGUAUGGAUGGAAACAUGAAUAAAAGCUUGGAGAUGGAUGAUGACAAAAGCAUAAUUAAAAGAGAGAGAAAUGACAAUGAAGGGUUCAGUUCGAAUUCUAUUACAGAAUUCAGAGAUACUAAUCAUAAAAAGAGUAAAAAGAAGCGAAGCAUGGAUGGAAACAUGAAUAAAAGCUUGGAGAUAAAUGAUGAUGAAGACAUGAAUAAAAGCUCGGAGAUGAAUGAGGAUAAAGACAUGAAUGAAAGAGAGAAAAAUGACAGUGAAGGGUUCGGUUUGAAUUUUAUUAGAGAGUCCAGAGACAGUAAUCAUAAAAAGAAUAAAAAGAAGCGAAGCAUGGAUGGAAAUGUGAAUAAAAGCUUAGAGAUGGAUGAUAAUAAAGACAUGAAUGAAAGUACAGAGUUCAGAGACAGUAAUCAUAAAAAGAAGCGAAGCAUGGAUGGAAACGUGAAUAAAAGCUUAGAGAUGGAUGAUAAAGACAUGAAUGAAAGUACAGAGUUCAGAGACAGUAAUCAUAAAAAGAAUAAAAAGAAGCGAAGCAUGGAUGGAAAUGUGAAUAAAAGCUUAGAGAUGGAUGAUAAAGACAUGAAUGAAAGUACAGAGUUCAGAGACAGUAAUCAUAAAAAGAGAAAAAAGAAAAGUAUGGAUGGAAACAUGAAUAAAAUCUUAGAUAUGGAUGUUAAGCUGGAAAAGGAGAGAGAGAUGAGGAAUGACUUUGAAGGGAAUAAUAUUGAUUCUGUUGCAGAAUCGAGAGACAAUAGCCAUAAAAAGAGGAAGAGGAAGCAAAGUAUGGAUGGGAGCAUGAAUGACAGCUUAGAUAUGGAUGAUAUUAAACACAGGAAAAAGAGGCAGAAAGAGAAUAACAAUAAUAGAGAGAAUGCUUUGAUUGCCGAAUUCAGAGAAGAUGGAAAAAAGAAACGAGGUAUGGAUGAAAAUAUGACUGAGAGCUUGGACCCAGAAGUAAUAAAAUAUGAAAGACAGGGAAUUUCAAAAGACAGUAAAGGUGUUAUUGUAUCUAAAGUCAAUGAGAGUCCAAAGAAAAGCAAGAAGAAAAAGAUGUUAUCAAAUAAUAACAAAGAAACAGACUCCAUAAAUCAUAAUAGUAAUGACACAGUAAAAGAAAAUGUAAAUCAGUUCAAAUCGCAGAAAAAGACGGUUAUGAGUGAAAUUGCAUCUCCUCGACAAGCGCAAGUGACCAUAAUAUCUCCCUCUAUAAAAUCAAAGGAUGUUGACACAUCCUAUCAAAAGAAAAGAAAGAGAAGUGUCUUGCCACAAGAGUUGAAGGGUAGCAAAAUUACACCACCCAACUCCAAAAAACAACAUUCAAGGCAAUUGUCACAGUCUGCCACAGAGAUUAGUACAAUGGAGAUGUUUGCUGAACUCCCAUUACCAGAUUUUGAGUCUGAUGAAUAUUAAUCGUCUUUAGAAAAAAAAAAUAAAUAAAUAAAACAGAAUGGUUAGCAAUGCUUAAAAUGGCAGAGGAGCGGAUGGGAGACAAUCGAGCAGCCCAGACACUACGAGCAGGUAAACACGAGACUUAAAAAGAGUGAGGGAAAAAAUACAUUGGCACGUUCUAUAUCUUGUACACCACUUUUACGUUUAGAAGGUGAGUACAGUAGUGUAAGUGUUUAGUGAGAUAAAUUUAGUGGAGACACAUUGUCAGUUUCCUUUUGACUUGUUACUUGAUGAUGGUUUGCAUAUACAGUAGUACAGGGUUUGCAUAUACAGAACUGUAAUAUUGUAGUACAAUAGUCAUUUAAUCGUACGUUAGAAUCCUCGGGUGUUUGCUCACUCUUCCCCAAUUUUGACAAAAAAAAUUAAUUUACUGAUAGUGGUUCAGGAUGGACCGAAAUGUCAUAAUUUCCUUUUUUCAGCUGCGUAGGUUGAAGAAUAACACGUUUCUUUUGCUUGGUGUAUGAUUUAUUUCAAGUGUUUUGAUACCCGAGGGUACUAACACGGCCAAAUCAAUUAUUAUUGAUGUCACCUGUAAAAACUAAACUUCAAUAACUUGAUUAUUUUAAUUUACUGGAUGUUAAAAAGAGUGAAUUUAAAGACUGUAUAAAUUUAAAAUGUUAAUUUUAAAGUACAGUACUCUAUAAUGACAGAGGUCCUGCUCAAAAGAAGAGUAAUGGUGAACUUAAUUAUUAAAGCAAUUUUAUUCUAAAAUAUGUUUUAUCUUUGUGAUCUUUGUGUUAUUUUAAAUUGAGUACAGUGACGACUUCAUCCCUGAUGGUCCAAGAGGUUGGGCACUGUUUCUUCCCUUUCACAUAUCACAGCCCCUGACCUGUCCACAUAUCCCUUCCGUGUGCUAUAUUGCCAUACUGGCUUUACACUUUCUCCUGAUAAUAAGUAUCAUCAUGUCAUUACUCACUUCUAAAUCAUGAUAAGUUAUAGUAACUUCCACAGAAUAUCUUGUACAGUAUAUUGAAACAUUGUCCGAGUUUGUAUCUAGGCAAUCUGUAAAUUGACAGAACUAAGCUCUCAUCUAGGCAGUUUAUAAUACUGCUCGAAUGAUAAAAGCAUUGUUGGUAGAUUCUAAAGGAGCAUAUUGAAAUUUAAUUGAAAAUGAAAACAUGUGACAUAAAAAAUACUGUAGUACAAUAGUCUUAAAUAUGACCAGAUGGACGAUAAUACCACUUUUGCUUAGGUGAGAAAUUAAAAAAAAAUUGGAAAGGUUGCAUGGCAAGGCUACAAACUUAACAAAGUCUUUCAAGCGCACUACAAAACUUUGUGAUCAAUCUAGUUUGAUAGGACUUGUUUGAAGCAAGGUUCUGUCAUUAUUGCUCUGGUAAAGUAAGCAUUUAUGAAAAAUGUGCAUGUUACGAAUGGGAGAGAAAGUAGGGUGGAAAGAGAGACUAGGUUACCUUGAGAUGAUUUCAGGGCGUAGUGUCCCCCACAGCCCGGUCCUCAGCCAGGCCGCCUUUUUGUUACACACCCCCAGGAAGCAGCCCGUAGCAGCUGUCUAACUCCCAGGUACCUAUUUACUGCUAGGUAAGAGGCAUCAGGGUGAAAGAUACUCUGCCCAUUUGUUUCUGCCUCCACUGAGGAUCGAAUCCGAAAACUCAGGACUACGAACCUGUAGCGCUGUCCACUCAGCUGUCAGGCCUGGGUGGCAGACGUUUGUGCGGGUGUUUUUAUAUGACAAUUCAAAAGGAACACCUUACACCAUUUUAGGAAGCUGUGGGCGAUUGAUUGGUGUGGUGGUGGUUCUUUGAUGUUGUGUGUAAGCUGUUAAAAGGUGAUACCUGGUUGAUGGGGUUCUGGGAGUUCUUCUACUCCCCAAGCCCGGCCCGAGGCCAGGCUUGACUUGUGAGAGUUUGGUCCACUAGGCUGUUUGCUUGGAGCGGCCUGCAGGCCCACAUACCCACCACAGCCCGGUCCGGAAUGACAUUUGUCAUUCACCAUAUCUUUGGCCUUCUAUUAUCUCUAAUAAUUGUAUGAAAGUGAAAAAUGGGUUAAUGCUGGGAGUAAAUAUUGAAAGCCACAAUUAAGAGGGUCUACCAAAGAUAUGAUACAAUAUUGUGAAGUUCAGUAUGUGUUAUUUUCCCAUUUACCAACAAGUGUGGCUUCCUUUUUAAACACUGGUUAUCAUAUAAAGUAGUUCUGGUUGUGUUUAAAGAUAUAUUACUAUAUUAACCAUGUAAAUUUGUCAAUACAAUAUAUAAAUGUUGUUAUGAUGUGGUUUCAGUCACCAUAGGUAAUGUGUAUAUUAUUUAUUGUGCUAAUUGUAAAGCAAUAACUGACUAUUUGUAGUUGCUAUUAAAUGUUAAAUAUUCAG